Molecule: messenger RNA, 2125 nt
Organism: Oenanthe melanoleuca
Lineage: Eukaryota; Metazoa; Chordata; Aves; Passeriformes; Muscicapidae
Gene: GNAT1
Product: G protein subunit alpha transducin 1
Exons: 8
Coding region: 1-1053 (350 amino acids)
Biological process (GO): adenylate cyclase-modulating G protein-coupled receptor signaling pathway
Cellular component (GO): heterotrimeric G-protein complex
Molecular function (GO): GTPase activity; G protein-coupled receptor binding; G-protein beta/gamma-subunit complex binding
Source: RefSeq, a predicted model, not a curated record
AUGGGAGCCGGGGCCAGCGCCGAGGAGAAGCAUUCCCGAGAGCUGGAGAAGAAGCUCAAGGAAGACGCUGAGAAGGAUGCCAGGACCGUCAAGCUGCUGCUGCUGGGAGCAGGGGAGUCGGGGAAGAGCACCAUUGUCAAGCAGAUGAAGAUCAUCCACCAGGACGGUUACUCGCUGGAGGAAUGCCUGGAGUUCAUUGCCAUCAUUUACAGCAACACGCUCCAGUCCAUGCUGUCCAUCGUGCGGGCCAUGACCACCCUCAGCAUCCAGUACGGGGACACGGCUCGCCAGGACGAUGCCCGUAAGCUGCUGCACCUCUCGGACACCAUCGAGGAGGGCACCAUGCCCAAGGAGAUGUCAGAAAUCAUCGGGCGGCUCUGGAAGGACUCGGGCAUCCAGGCCUGCUUCGACCGCGCCUCCGAGUACCAGCUCAACGACUCUGCGGGCUACUACCUGUCCGACCUGGAGCGCCUGGUGACCCCCGGCUACGUCCCCACAGAGCAGGACGUGCUGCGUUCCCGUGUCAAGACAACCGGCAUCAUCGAGACCCAGUUCUCCUUCAAAGACCUCAACUUCAGGAUGUUCGACGUGGGCGGGCAGCGCUCAGAGAGGAAGAAGUGGAUCCACUGCUUCGAGGGUGUGACCUGCAUCAUCUUCAUCGCGGCUCUCAGUGCCUACGACAUGGUCCUAGUGGAGGAUGAUGAAGUGAACCGCAUGCAUGAGAGCCUGCACCUCUUCAACAGCAUCUGCAACCACCGCUACUUUGCCACCACCUCCAUCGUCCUCUUCCUCAACAAGAAGGACGUCUUCCUGGAGAAGAUCAAGAAGGCCCACCUCAGCAUCUGCUUUCCCGACUAUGACGGUCCCAACACCUACGAUGAUGCGGGCAACUACAUCAAGCUGCAGUUCCUGGAGCUGAACAUGCGGCGGGACGUGAAGGAGAUCUACUCCCACAUGACCUGCGCCACCGAUACCGAGAACGUCAAGUUCGUCUUCGACGCCGUCACUGACAUCAUCAUCAAGGAGAACCUCAAGGACUGCGGGCUGUUCUGAGCCCCAGGCGAGCACCCCCUGCCCUGGGGCCCAGCCCUCCUGCUGACCCCAUCCCAUCUCCACACCCACCUCCGCUUGCCGCAAACCCCUGGGAUUUGACAUGCUCAGCUCCAAAGCCACCUCUGGUGAAGAGGGGAGGGGGAGUGGGGCACAAUCUCACUCCCCCUCCCCACCAACUUGCCCACCAGUCAGCACUGUGGGGCCCCCAGUUCUGCUGGGGGUCUCUGGGGCUCCAGGUUCUAGGGAUACUUGGAUGACCCUGGAUACUACAGGGUGCUGGAUACUUUCAGGUCCCUGGGUAACCCUUGGAGCUGUGGGGUACAGGGGUUCCCUUGGGUGCUGAGGGUCCCUGAGUACCCCUUGGAGCAGAGGAUGUUUGGGGGUCCUGGGAGUCCCUAGGUAUUUGAGGGAUGCUGGGGUGUCCCUGGGUUUCCUUUAGAGCUGAGAGGUGCUGGGGGUUCCCAGAUGACCCUUGGCACUGGGGAGACUGGGGGAUUUUGGGUGCCCCUUGGUGCUGGGAGUCCCUGGUACCCCUUGGAGCUGAGGGGUGCUAGGGGUUCCCUUGGAUGCUGGGGGGUCCUGGAUGCCCUCUGAAGCUCUAGGUGCUGGGAUGGUCCCUCAGGAGCUGCUGGGUGUCCAUGAGUGCCCCCUGGAGCUGGGGGUGCUGGAAGUCUCCAGGAACGCUUCAGAGCUGCGGGUUCUUUAGGUGUGGGGUGUCCAUGGGUGAUGGUUCCUGUAGGCUGCUGGGGUCAAGGGUUCAAGGCUGUAUCUCCCUCUGGGCUACAGAUCAUUGGGUGUUCCUGAGUACUGGGUGUCCCUAGGGCCUGUGUGGUACUGGGGCUUCCUUGGUGCCACCAUGCCACCGCAGCAGAGCCAGGGGGUGGUCAUGUGUUUGUUCCUCCCCACCCCACAGUCCCUCGGGGUAGGGCUCAGCCCUGCAGCACCAUCCCAGCCACAGCCCCAAGGGUCCCACCACUGCCCUCACCUCCCACCACCAGGGGCUUCUCCUGACCCCAGGGGGAUGCCAACCCACCUUUUGUCCCUCUCCCAGCCCCAGGGACCAUCCCAGCCC